Molecule: messenger RNA, 11324 nt
Organism: Pantherophis guttatus
Lineage: Eukaryota; Metazoa; Chordata; Lepidosauria; Squamata; Colubridae
Source: RefSeq, a predicted model, not a curated record
GGGGCAGGGCAGCCGCGCAUUCGAAGGCGGAACACGCCAGGCCAACGGCAACUGAGAAGCUGGGGAAAGCUCAACGGGAUGUGGGACAACUUACUGUUGCUGGGUGAAUGUGGCCAGGUGGGCUGUGUGCUGGGUCUGAACAGAGAGUGGCAUGGCUGGAUCAGUGCAGAUGACUCGGCGCAACCAGCUUGGCAUGAAUGGUGGGCGUGGACAAGUGGAUGCAGCCGAAUAAGCACAGAACAAGUCACCACAGCCAAUUGGACAUGGGGACAACUUGGCACCCCACCAGAAGAAACCCUUCAUGUGCCGGCUGAUGGGAUGUGGGGAAAAGGACAAUUUGUGAUGAGGGGAAUCAUUGCUGUGGGACAAUCAGACCAAGCAGAUAGGGAAAGAGACACUUCCCCUCACCAGAAGAAACAUUGUCCCAUUCCAGAUCCAAGAUGCAGUGGGUUUGUGGAGCUCAUAACUAGGACUAGCUUAUCCCAGCAGGAGCCUUCCUGCUUCCCAGGAUGGAAGUACACCCUGGUGAGCACCCAGAUUAUCCACCGCAAUGAGUCUCUAUCAUAUCCAGAUUGUGACCCUGCUGCUGCCAUUCUAGGGAUGACUGCUUGGGAUAUCAGAUAGAGUGCUUCAUGAAUGGGCUGUCCCUCUGCCUGCAGCAUCUCCUACAAAGAAGGGAGGGGGUAACAGUAAUUUCCUAAACAACAACCCCAUGAAUUAGGCUGACCUGAGAAAGAGACAGGGAGGGAGGGAGGAGGAGGAGGAAGGUGACUCCUCAGUUGCACAAACGGUUGCUCCUAUAUAAAUAUAUAAAAAUUAUAUUUUUAUAAUUUCAAUGAAUGCUCCAUUCUCCAUUUUCAGUUUGAGAGGUUUCAUUUCAAAAUUUGAGAGAUGGGUUCACAACACUGCACAAAGGGAAAGAUGAAGAAACCACGCUGAGCAUGUGAGGAUGCUGAGUGCUGAAUGUGAAUUCUACAUUUAUUUAGAGUUGUAUACCCAUACAAAGUACUAGUCCUUUCACAGCAAUCUCAUUGAAUCGGGAACAAACUCAUCCUCCACCCCAUUUGUAUAAAUCCAGAGAAAUGGGGAAAAUGAAAGAAGAAAAGGAGGAGAGGGGAAGGGGGGGGAAGAAGAGGAGGAAGCGCACACAUCCAGUUGCACAAAUUACCAUUCUCAUUUUUUUAAUGAGUUUCCUUUCAAAGUUUGGGAACUGGGUUCACAAUACUGCACAAGGGGAAGAAUGGAGAAACCACAUUGAGCAUGUGAUGAUGCUGAAUGUGAAUUCUACAUUUAUUGCUGGGAAGGGAUUUGUACUUCGUAACGAUUUAUCAUUCUAAAUAAAUUUAGAAUUGGGCUGGGCUGGGAGGAAGGGGAAGAUAUCCUAUAAAAGGUCUUAAGGCUGGCUCGGGACUAUCGCCUCUUUCUUUGGGGGCCGAGACUAUUUUCUUCUGCUAUCUUUUAGGCACAACUUAGCGCUGUACAUCUUUAAGUACCAAUAGAAGCAAGGUGAACAGGUUUUUUCUUAGGAUCUUUCUGUCACCCAACCUCUCUCAGACUUCUGUUGCCUUGCCUCCUAGAAAUGUGUUUGUCAGGCUUACUCCCUUCCUUUUCUGUAGGGGAAGCUGCAGGCAGAAGGCCAGCCUUUUUAUGGAGUGUGCUGGUUGAUAUCCCAAGCAGUCAUCCAGAGAAUGACAGCGGCAGGGCAAUAAUCUGGAUGUGGAUGGAGGCUUGUCACACAUGCAGUACAGGUGCUUGUCACACUGUGCACCUCCUCUUGGGAGGUGGGGCUGGCCUGUUUGGGCAGGUCAGCCUUAAUGAGCUCUGCCACUCCACUGCCCCUUGGGCCCAGAAUGGGACAGUGUUAUAUUGUUAAACCUAAUAUAAAAAUUUCCUUAAACACUUCACAAUAUUCUGUUGUAAUCAUCAGCUGAAAACCUUUCUAAAACCAUACAUAAUUUUUUAAUCUUUAUCUGAAUGUAUUUAAGCAUUCCUGUAUCAAUCAUAUAAAUUCAUGUAUGUGUUCAUUAUGCUCUGCUAGUAUUUAAGUAAUAUUAACCUUAGUAUAUUUCUAUCCUUUUGCCUGCUUUGACUCACAUGAUACACUUCUCAAAGUAGGACUGAUUUAUAGCUAUAUUUACCAUGUGUAACAGUAUCAUAGAUGGAUAGAUAGACAGACAGACAGAUAUAUGCAUAAUACAUACAUGUAUAAAACUUUCCAAAGAACAUUUGGAUUUAUCAUGGUGUUUCAGGGAUGAUUUUGUUUGUUAAAUUCAUUUGCUACUUAUCUUGCUAUGGGGCUAUUCUAGAUGGCCUACAACAAUAAAAAGGAAGAAAAGAGGAUAAACAAAACAGAAGCAAAAUAAUGGAACAAUGAAAUAAACAAUGAAAAAAAGGGGGGAAUACAUGAUGACAAAAAGAUGGAUGGGUGGAGAGUAGAAAGCGUGGUCGUAGGUGGAGUCUACCAUCAAUCCACCAGCCACUUCCAGCAUGGACUCCCUCAUUUGGUCCCUUGGCCAAUAGUAGAGUCAAGUUUUUAGGCUCUUAUGGAAGAGUGGGGGCAGUUCUAGGGUAAGAACAAGGGCAGUUGUUAGAACCCCCUAGAGUACGGGUGUCAAACUCGGGGUGUCACAUUGCUGUCAUGAUGUAUCACAACAUUUUCCCCUUCGCAGAAAUGGGAUAGGCGUGGCCUGCUCGUGAUGCAUCUGGGCCGCAGGCCGCAGUUUGACACUCCUGCCCUAGAGGGUAGGCUGUUCUAAAGGACGGGCAGUACAGCAGCUCUUCUGGAUUCUGAUAGUUUGAGUUCUUUGAUGGGAUCCCUAGAGGCCCUCUCUGCCUGCAUGAAUAGGACUGGCUUGUCCUAGCAGGAUGAGAUAAUUCAUCAGGGAGCCUGGACCUAAGAACUUAAACACCUUCAAUUGCACUCAGAAGCAGACCAAUAACUUGAAGCUAUCCUAGAAGCCACAAAAGACUGCUUUUGCUGCCAUGAAUUCUAACUGAAAGACAUCCAGGAAAUCUUUCAUUUGAGGAUCCCCUGGAGCUGCUGAGCAACCACCUUUCCUACCAAUUUCCCACAAAAGGGGAGAUGGAAGACUGGAUAAAAUUGUCCAGGUAGCUGAAGUCAAGUGAGGAUAAACCAGUGCCUCCUUAAAAAGUCCUAGGCAUGUUCCUUCUUGAAGUGAGGAAUUUAUCAUUGCAUUUUUCCACCUGCUGGUCACCAUCCUGGAGGCUUUCAUCAGCCAGGAGGGACAAGGAUCUAAUUGAAGAUGGUUGAAUUGACACUGCAGAGAACCCUGUCCACUUUCUUAGGUCCAGCAAGGUCAAAUCACCCCCCAUAUUACUUGGCAAGACACAUCCCUAGGCAUCUUAUAAGGACUAGCAACUUGCAAUGGUUCUAACUGGGAAAACUCAUAGUGAUUUUAUACAACAGAUGUUUAACAAAUUCUUCCUGGUUCUGAAGAGGAAUACCAAGCCCCCACUGUGGGAUUUUAUAUGACAAAAUAGUGGCUGAUAAUGACAGUGGAUUCAAAUUAAUGUUUUGUUAAGGGCUAUUUCUUGCACUUUGUUUCCUGAUGAACAAAUAACAAAUAGGCAAUAAUCAAGUCUGUAACUGAUUUUGGCAAUCAAGCCUGGUGUACCCUCUUAAGUUUAUUUCUAAAGAAUGUCAUUCAGAGCAGGGAAUGCUUAAAGCUCUACAUGGCUUAGGACCUGGCUACCUUAUAGAGUAUCCGUUUCUUAUAAUAUCUCUGGUCACAGGGUUGAUUCAGUCUGGUUUCUGUUGAUUAACCAGUAUCAUUGAUGGCAACCUCAGAAGUGCAUCUUCUCUAUACCAGUGCUCAGCUCCUGGAAUAAAAUUCCCUCUAAAAUCUCGUCGUUUCUGGGUCCAGUGGUCAGGAUGGGGAAUCAGGGUCACUCCGAUUUGAUUGAUUGAGUCUACUAACUGAGAAGCUCCGCCCCUCCGCCUUGCUUCCCAGCUUUCUGACUCAAUCCGAUUGAGAAAGACACGUUUGAGCUGAGCUCCUGGCAAAGGAUCCUUCUUGCGAAUUUCUUCCUCCACUGACUCCCAGAUCGUAUUAGUGAGCAUUCCAGCGAGAAGGGCUUUGCACCCAAGACCACUGAGGGCCAUUCUGGCUUGGGUGGGGGCUGGAGGUUUCCAGUAGGUUGAGCCUGGCUCUCACCAGGCGCGAAGGGCUAACCCCCGAAUCUGCUCGCAAUUGCGGAGCUUGGAGACCCCUUGGGGGUUUUUUCCUGUUGGAGUCCAUUAGAGCCUAUCCAUGGUUUACGCAUUUUUACAUCUCCCUGCGCAGAAGAUUUCUUCAUUGGAGAGAUCGGCAGCUCCCUCGAGGAAGUAGUGGCGCCGGAGGCUUUCGUUGCAACCACUUUGGUGGUGAAGCUUCCGAUCGGUGCAAACGGCUCCCGGACUGUUUCUGGACUCCGUGGGUGGACCAGGGCUGCUGGUUUUCUCCCCGUUCGGCAAUCGGCUGUCCUCCAGCUUCAGGAUGGCCUCGCAGAGAUCCUCCAGAGCUACUAAACAACGCCUUCAGGGCGAAGAGGCUCGGGGACCUGCCGCUAUUCCUUCAAAAAGGAGCAAGAAAUCCCACCAUUCUGCUGGCCCUUCUAAAGCCCCACAAUCCUCAGCAGCUUUGGCUAAAGAGGAAAUGAAGCUUCAUAAGGCUAUUGAAAAGGCCAUCCAGAAGGCCACUAAGGCAGCCUCCUUACAGGAAAAUAUCCUGCCUAGUCCUCAACAUCUUGUUUUCCCUCAACCAAGAGCCAUCUCCCCAACAUCCCAGGCCGCUGUCCCAGCCUUGUCUCCUGAUGGAGAUCCUCCCCUAGCUGAAGAUCAAGCGGAGGUCAAUGCCUCUCUGUUUGGGGUUCAGUCAGAGGUUCAUUCCAAGCCCGCACUUUCUGGAGAUUCAGGGGUCCCUGAUCAACCUGAGAAUUCCUCAGGUCAGGCCCCUGCGGCCCCUGAGGCUCUUAUCACCCCCAUAUUGGCUUCCUACAUACAGGAAGCUAUUAGGGAGGGAGUUAGACAGGAACUGCUCCAGAGAACCUCUUCAUGGGUAUCCGAGCAGGCCUGCUCUCAGGUAGAUGUUGAGGGUUCUUUAGCCUCUGCUGAUCAGGACAUCCUUCAGGCUGGGGGCACCCAGGGUGCAGGUCAGAUCAGAGCCACUUCAUCCUGUCAAUCUGACCAAGGUUCCCUUACUGGAGCUGACCUUCUGGAUCAGGAAAUGUCAGAGGAUGAGGAUUUAGCCCCUGACCAGCCUGCAUUUAUUGGCCUUUUCAAACCCCAGUUGUUUCGGUCACUCCUACACAAGGCCAAGAUCACUACAGGUUUGGGGAUUUCUCGCCCAGCUGAGGUCAAUCCGAAGGAAGGAGUUCCCUCAGCAGUUCCCUUAUUCGAGGAACCUUCAGUUGAGACAGAGGAGAUUCCAGGACCUAGACUUUUUAAAGAGGUUCUUCAAUGUCAGUGGUCCUCUCCUGCCUCGGGUCCCAGUCCCAAUGCAGUGGAUAGACGCUUAUAUAAUUUGGCACCUGAACUGACUUCUCUAUUACAGGUCCCUUCUGUUGAUCAGCCCAUUGCGGAAUUGUCCUCCACUUCCAACAUAGCCGGAUCCCCAGAGGAUAGCCUCCGCCCAGAGGACAGGCAGCUAGAAAAUUCCUUGGUUAGAUCCCACCAGGCUACGGCCUGGUCAGUUAAGUCUGCCAUGGCUGCUUCCUUUUUCAAUAGGGCCUCCAUUCUUUGGUUGCAUCAGCUUCAGGCUAGACUCCCAAUUUCAGAUGUGCGUUCUCAACAGGACAUUAGUAAGGUCAUUGUCGCCCUAGAAUAUUCAGCGGAUGCCACAUUAAAUUCAUCCCGCUUUGCGGCCAAAGCCAUAGGAUCUUCCGGGGCUGCCCGUCGAUUGCUCUGGCUUCGCCAAUGGCAGGCUGACUCCAAAUCUAAGUGGCACUUAGCUUCGUCUUCCUUUGGGGGCACUAAACUUUUUGGAGAGGCUCUGGAACCACUGCUAGUUGAAUCCAAGGAUAAAUGCCGUGUCCUCCCGAAUUUGUCCCGUAGGUCGGAAUUUCAAUCCCACUCAUCCUUUCGGCCAGGAGGGAGGCUUCACGGGUUCCCCUAGACAACGUCCCUUUCAACCUACCCAGUCCCGAUCUCAGGAUCGCCAAUGGCAUUCGUCCUCCCGGGGUCCAGGUGUUCCUUUCGAGGGGGCCGGGGGCGGGGUUUCUGCAGAUCCCGCUGACGGCUUGGUCAGGCUUCCCAUCGGUGGCCGCCUGGCGUCCUUCGCCAGCCGAUGGGAGGCUACCUCGUCAGAUGCUUGGGUCAGAGAGACUAUCAGGUAUGGUCUCUCGCUGGAGUUCCUCUCUACCCCCCCAGACCGAUUUCUGCGUUGCCCUCUCUCUUGGGACAGGGCAUCCAGGCUUCUGGUGGCAUCAGCCGUACAUCAUCUCUUAGAAAUUCGGGCCAUCGAGCCGGUGCCUCAGGAGCAGCGUGGACUAGGCUACUAUUCACGCCUGUUCGUUAUUCGGAAAUCGUCGGGGGGCUGGAGGGCAAUUCUAGACCUCAAAUCCCUAAACCGCCGGAUCGUAUACCGGCGGUUCAAAAUGCAAUCUCUCCAGACCAUCUUGGAGGGUAUCAGGAUCGGAGACCUUCUGACCUCCAUUGACCUAACGGAAGCAUACUUGCAUGUCCCAAUCCACCCCUCCCACCGCCACUUCCUCAGGGUUUGUUUCGCCAACAGCCAUUACCAGUACAGGGCACUUCCCUUUGGCCUCUCCUCGGCCCCCCGUGUGUUCACAAAGUUGAUGUCCGCGCUCGCGGCGCAUCUCAGAACGCUUCCCAUAAGGAUGCAGUUCUACCUAGACGAUCUUCUGAUCCAGUCCACCUCGGUGGAGAGAGCACACCACGACCUGGACACCACCCUCUGGGUUUUGAGGAGCCACGGUUUUUCAGUCAACCUGGCCAAAAGCCAUCUGAUGCCAUCCACCCGCAUCCAGCACCUGGGGGCCAUCAUAGAUUUGAAGGAGAGCAGGGUCUAUCUCUCUCAGGACUGCCUGUCCAGCCUGCGAUCUCUGGUCAGGUCAGUGAUGGCGGGGAAGGGUUCUUCCCUAGCGUCACUGUCUCAACUCCUGGGGAAGAUGGUGUCAUGUAUCGGGAUUGUUCCCUGGGCCCACCUCCACUGCAGACAGCUACAGUGGUUCCUCCUUCCCUAUCAGAAACGACAGUUAGGGACCUCCCUCCGGAUUGUCCGUCUCCCUCCCAAGGUUCUCAGGUCCCUUCAAUGGUGGAAUUCGGAGGCUCUUCUUCGGGGGAGGGAGUUCAGGGAAUCCCACCACCUGGUCCUGGCCACAGAUGCCAGCCUUCACGGCUGGGGAGUCCACCUGACAUCAUCCUUCACCCAGGGCCGUUGGACCAGGUCUGACCUGGCGCACAACAUAAAUUGGUUAGAACUUCGGGCCAUCCAUCUGGCCCUGAGAGUGUUCACCCACAAGGUUCAGGACAGACAUGUUCUGGUCAGGAUUGACAAUGUGGCCGCCAAGGCCCACAUGAACCGUCUGGGGGGGACCCGGUCUCAGUAUCUCAUGGAGGAGGCCCGAGAGACUGGGGAACUGGGCCGAGGCUCAUCUGAAGUCCUUGAGAGCAUUACACAUUUCGGGAGUAGUGAACACCCAGGUGGAUUGGCUCAGCCGAGUCACCGUGGAUCCCGGGGAAUGGGCCCUGGAUCUGGAUCUAUUCACAGAGAUCACGUUGCUGUUCGGGAUUCCGGUGGUGGACCUGUUCGCCACUCGGGACAAUCGUCAGGUGAGGAGAUUCUUCUCCAGGUUUCCGGAACAAGAAGCGGAAGGCGUCGAUACUCUACACAGCGGCUGGCCUCCCGGACUCCUGUACACCUUUCUGCCCCUUCCUCUGAUAGCCAAGGUCAUCCAGAAGAUGCUGCAGGAGAAGGCGGAACUGCUCCUGAUUGCUCCCCAUUGGCCUCGUCGUCCCUGGUUCGCGGACCUGAGGGCUCUGUCCAUUCACCAUCCAUGGCGUCUUCCUCUGGACAGACUCAUUCUGCGCCAGGGAUCUCUCCUCCAUCCAGAUGCCGGGUGGCUACAACUCACCGCCUGGAGAUUGAGCGGCGCCUGCUGAGUGACUGGAAGCUACCUCCCAGGGUCAUCGCCACCAUCCAAGCGGCUCAUCGACCCUCGACGACCCGUAUUUACGACUCCACAUGGCGAAAUUUCUCGUCCUGGUGCCAGAGGAACUCCAUUACCUCCACAAAGGCCUCCACAGAACAGGUUCUGAUAUUCCUUCAGGAACGCCUGGAUGCUGGCCUGGCUCCUAACACACUCCGCAGGCAAGUAGCGGCCAUUUCGUCCAUCCUUUGUUGUGGGCCCAGGGUCUCUCUUUCCAGUCGCCCCCUUAUUAGACAGUUCCUCCGGGGAGCAUCUAACAUCUGCCCUGCUCCCAUUCAUAGAUACCCUACAUGGGAUCUCCCCAAGGUCCUAGACGCUCUUACGAGGGCACCAUUCGAACUGCUCAGAGAGGUUGGACUUCAUUUCCUAUCCUACAAGAUGACCUUCCUUCUGGCCAUUACCUCAGCUAAACAGGUGUCAGAACUAGCGGCCCUUUCCAUGCGGGCUGACCUGUGUAUCUUCCACCCGGAUAGGGUAGUGCUUAGAUUAGACCCUACCUUUCUCCCUAAGGUCAACUCUCCCUUCCACCGGUCCUUGGAGAUUAUCCUGCCCGAUUUCUGUCCCAACCCGUCUCAUCCCUCAGAACGGGUUUGGCACACCGUAGAUGUCAGGCGUGCCCUGCUUAUUUAUCUUAAGAGGACCUCCACCAUAAGACAGUCAGAAUCCCUUCUGGUAUCCUUCCAACCAGCCUCUCUAGGCAGGAAGGUGUCCUUGCCCGUCCUAGGGCGCUGGAUCAGGGCUACCAUAGCCAAGGCUUACAAGACCCAGUCUCUUCCUGUUCCUCACCGCAUUACAGCCCAUUCCAUUCACAGUGCUGCAACGUCGGUGGCUUGGGCUACUCAGGCAUCCAUUGAGGAGGUCUGUAGGGCCGCCGCCUGGGCUUCACCCACCCCUUUCAUUAGACAUUACCGGCUUGACCGUUUUGCGUCGGCAGACGCAGCUUUUGGCCGUAGGGUUCUGCAACAGGUCCUUAGGGGGCAAGCCUCUCCUCCUCGGCAGGGUCCCUCCCUCUAGGGCCUUUGCUUGGGCAUGUCCCCAUCCUGACCACUGGACCCAGAAACAACGAGAUUGGGCAUUGACUUACCUGAACGCUUCAUCUGGUUGUUCUGGGUCCAGUGGUCAGCCCCUCCCUUUUUGGAUUCUCGUCGAUUCGGCUGGCCUGGUCGGUCUACCUUUAUCUCUGACAGCUCUACGUGUCAGUCUACUGUAUCGUCUUUCAUCAUAAAGCUGGGAAGCAAGGCGAAGGGGAGGAGCUUCUCAGUUAGUAGACUCAAUCAAUCAAAUCAGAGUGAGCCUGAUUCCCCAUCCUGACCGCUGGACCCAGAACAACCAGAUGAAGCGUUCAGGAAGUACCUACAGCGGGGUCCUUUCAGCAAUGCCAAGAAAGCCCCACAUCCAUUUGCCCUACUCAGGUGACCCUAAGGACAAACCUCCAAGUAGCAUCAAGGACUCUCUAAAAGAAUGCAAAUGACCAGCUGUCUGCAAGGAAUAUAAAUCCUUCUAUUCCCCACCAUUCAGUCAGAGCUGAAGAAACUUCUUGGAUGAGAAGUGAAACUUCUUCAAAGAAAAACAAAGUCCAGUUGCCUUUUGAAAAAGUACUUUUGGGACGUUACAUUGGAAAUGUGGAAAAAAUGAAGGGUCAUUUUUAUCCCAUAUGGUGGACUUGUAAAAAAGCUAGAAAAUUCUUAAUCCAAAUAUAUACAAUGAUAUAAAAGAAUUUUAAAGAUUAAGAAUCAGUUGAAACAGAUUUUUUUUUCAUUGGGAUUUAUGAAUAGUAAGUAAAAAAGACUCAUAGAAGAUUGGGUUUUUUUUAACCUAGUAACAUUUAUUUCCUUAAUCUUUAUGAGCAGCAGCUAACGAAAUAAAGCACUAACAAGGAAAUCUGCAGUACAAUCAAAAUCACAAGUACAUUCUGUUGACAUUCUUAAAUGUUGCAAAAACAAAAAAGAAGAGCCAUAGAUUUACUACUGUGGAGCACAUAGUAAAAGCCUUGCAUAAAUAAUUCAUUUCUCAAGUGAUUUCAGAAGCAGAAGACCUGAUUUCCUACUUACAGUCUUGUUGCUGAAAAAAAAAGUUAUCUUUGUUCGAGCAGCAAAAUAUCCAACAGCACAACUUGAUAUACUGUAGUCCCUAUCAAAAGAGGAGUAAGGCAGACCUGUAUUCUCCUUUAAUUUAACUUUUAUUUUGGACCAGCCCACACUGACUAAAGAUGCCAAGUGAGAUUGAGAGGGACAAUGAAUAAAAACAGUCUACUAAUUCAACUGAGGAUCUGAAAGAUACAGAAAAAUAAUCAGCAAAAGAAACCUUUUUAUGCCAUCCUGCAUCAGCAUCAAGGCAUUAAUCCUUGCUGAACUGAAAAUAACUUUUCCUGAUCUGAACACCUCAGAUUUUCAGAAUUGAAUGAAUAGCUGAUAAUUAAUUAAUUAAUUUUGAUUUUAUAAGACCCAACAAUGAAUUGGAAUAUUUAGUGAAGAAACUGAAUAAUUUUGAUGCACUGGUUGGUUUUAAGUUAAACGAAAAACAAAAAUUAAGAACAUAAAUGAGAAAGUCAGAUUUUAAAGUUGAGAAAAAGAUUAAAUAUUUUGGAGGUACAUUAACUAAUACACAUUGUUAGUUAUUUCAAGACAAUUAUGUGACUGGAAUGACAUUAAAAAUGACAUAUUAAGAUUCAGCUAUCUUUGUUGGAAAAACGUAUAUAAUUAAAAUGUAUAUUUUACCUAAAAUGUUCUUAUUCCAGAUGUUACCCAUAUUGGUCACAGAUGUUCCAUUUAAACAAUAGCAAAAAUAUAUUUUUAAGUUUACAUGAUAAAAAAACCAAGAAUUAAAUAUAAAUUGUUUUAGGAUGCAAUAGAGAAUAGAAAAUUGGGUCUACCAGAUACAAACUUAUAUUUUCACACUUGCUUUUGGUUUGGAUGAAGAAAAGGGUGACCUUGAAGAAAAAGAGCUAUUAGAUUGAAGAAUCAUGAUUUGAGAUUUGUUUGGUAUGAUAAAGCCAAAGUGAAUGCAGAUUUUAAGAAUAAUUUUGUUAAGUUUGUUUAUUCGUGUCAGAAGCAUCACAAUUAAAAUAAGGCAUACUAUACAACAUAAAAUUUAAAAUAUAAAAUACAAGAUUAAAACAUGUAGAAGUUAAAUAAAGAUUGUCCAGAAACUAGCAA